UCCAGUGAAAAAAUGGCGUCGUGGCAAGCUAGAGUUGUUCAAUAGACAAAAAGAUGAGGUGGUAUCUAAGAGAAGGCGAGUGAAUCGUGAAGUGAUAAAAUAACAAGAAAGCGUCGCUUUGGAUGAAGACAAGUAUGGGGUCUAAAAACAAAAAGAGAGUGAUCCUUCCAUCCCGACCAGACCCGCCGUCCGUUGAGCAGAUUCUCGAAGACAUCAACAGAGCUUUUCCGAAUGAUCCGGUCUUCAGCAUCCUGCAGGAUGGCAUCCAAGAUGUGAAAGCGGGGUCGACGGACAGCGAGGUAGAAAGCCGGUAUCUGCAGAGCCGACGGUACCUGGAGCUGAACGAGAAGCUUCAGGAGGCGCGUGGCCAGCUGGCGCGGCAGAGGGAGGAGCUGAGGGCCGCGGGAGAGGAGCUGCAGCACAGUGUCGCAGAGGUCAAGGGGAGAGCGCUUUGAUGUGCCGUCACAACUUUUUGGGGAAAUUGGGGUUUUCUGUACCCUCCGUUAUUGACCUUUUAUUCAGAACUUUUUUUUAACACAAAAGUGAUGCGCUAAGGUAGCAAAAUUGAGAGGGGUGGUAUCCCACUGGAAAAAAAAAAAACAAAUAUGAAGCUUUGCCUAAUGAGUCUUUCAUAAUAUUCUCAACACCAUAAUUUAAUGUGAGUUUACUUUAAUUUUGCAUAAGGAAGGAGUUUAUUUGAGAUUUCUACAGAGUCUUAUUUCAACAAAUGCAUGCAGUAGACCUUGCAUGAUUACAGAUUUUCUGAAGUCUGCUAGUAAGGAGAUUGACUGGUUGACAGUGGCAAAAACCCCAAUUAUAACAUGCGUGUGCAUUCUUUACAAAUAAAGUAUAAAAUGGGAAAUACUCGUGUUAAUCCACUGUUCAUUCAAUUUUCAUGUAGUUGUCACUUGAUACAUAAAAAUAACCAUCUUUUCUCCUUAGAGGCUGGCCAACAACUAGUUAUUAGUGUUUCCAUGGGAACUGAAAAUUGUGGUUUUGAUCAAAAGUAAAUUUCCAAUUUAAAUUAUGUAUUUAACUUGUAUAUCAGCUGAUCAUCUUCCUGUACAUCAGCAGAUUCUUUUCUACUGUUAGCUGCUAAGCUCAGCAAGUUACUUUCUUUCCCCCCUCAACAUUUCAGACAGCAUAAGAACACCAAUUAUGUUUUAUUUCCAUCUUCUAGUUUCAAAGAAAAUUAAAAUGGAGCUGGUCAUACAGCAGUUGCCUGUCUUAUAAAUAUUGACUACAGGGGCAUUUGUAUUGAAAGACAUUCUAAAUAAAGCCUUGAAAUAAUGCACUUUAAAACAUUAUUUUUUUAAUAUUUGGUUGUAGCGUCAGCUGUUUUUGACUAGUCUGCCAGUCUAAAUAUACAGUAUGGGGGUAUUUUCUUUGCCAUGCAUCACAUAUUCGUUUAUUUCAUAUUUAUUUCAGUUUGUUAACUGGAAUGUUUUCGGUGAAAUCAUUGUGAGGACCUCCGUGUUGACGAGGAUGUCUUUCUUGUGAAGGUGUCCAGGUGAAAAGUGUAGUUAUUAGUCAAUCAUGAACUGUUUUUUUUUUUUUUUUUUUAACCUUUCAUACUUAUAUUCACAUUGAAUUGUUAUGGUGUAAAUCAUCCCCAUACAUUAAAAGGGUUGAUAUGACUAUUGUAUCAUUCCUCCCUAGAGCUGAGUACAUGAACUCAAUAGAGCAGCCGAGGUAUUCACUUUGUGUCUUUUUUUCUGACUGGGUAGCAUUCAGCCUCCCAGUUUAAUAUUACAGCUGUCAUCAAGAAAACUCCUGCCUCCAUGGAAUACUCAGUGGAAGGUCAUUAAAGCAUCGCACCUGUGAAUUAUUAACUAGAGGUUCAAAAUAUGAUAAUGAGCAUAACUGGCACAUUCAUUCUGAUAACAUUUGAAAAUGAUGAUGUAGUGUCAGCUAGAAAAAAACUGGGAGCAAAACUCUGGAAUGGUCAGCAAUAUGGACAUUUAUCCUGUCAUACAAGAUCAACUGCUGAGCAAGUUUUUAAACCACCCCCUGCAAAAGUGGUUAUUGAUCUGUCCAUCCAAUUUGAUGUUGUGACAGGACAAUAUGGAUGUGUGACAGAGUGUCUGUAAAAAUCAAAGCAUUAUGAUGUAUGCUGUUUGCUUACUUCUGGAUGACAGAAUGAGUAAGUAUGUUGAAGGCAUGCUAUA
Megalops cyprinoides (Indo-Pacific tarpon) is the source of this 2168-nucleotide messenger RNA. RefSeq names its product chromosome 2 C19orf25 homolog (gene c2h19orf25). The transcript is spliced from 3 exons. The coding region runs from base 123 to 455 and encodes 110 amino acids. The record is from RefSeq and is a predicted model, not a curated record. NCBI's taxonomy places the organism in Eukaryota, Metazoa, Chordata, Actinopteri, Elopiformes, Megalopidae.